Molecule: messenger RNA, 1094 nt
Organism: Mya arenaria
Lineage: Eukaryota; Metazoa; Mollusca; Bivalvia; Myida; Myidae
Exons: 5
Coding region: 65-688 (207 amino acids)
Source: RefSeq, a predicted model, not a curated record
GUUUGUCACAUUAAUCCUGGUAUCACAUUUGAAUCAUUGAAAAUAUACGUUCAAGUCAAAUAAAAUGGAUGGAUCAAAUACCUUUGUAUUUCUUGGAAUAUUGAUUGGCUUAGUUUUGGUGGGUGUAGGUACCAGUAGAAUCAGAGGCACUAAAGAUGACUUGAUCAGGGAUUUGGAUGGGUUGCUGGAAGGAGACGAAAAAAAGGCGGCAGAUGAAGCCAUUGGAGCCAUCAGCCUUCAAGAUAAAGACACCCUGGAUCGGCUGGCGGCAAUGCAGAGGGCCCAGGCGGACGUGAACGGCUCUUUAAUUGGGGGCAGAAGGGCGGGUCAUGCGGUAGAAGCACCAAAAAGAUCGUGCUGGUGGUGCGGGACUAGGGGGAAAAAUUUCAAGCCAGCAAAACCAAAACAUAAACCUAUCAAGAGGUUAAGUACCUGGAAUCACGAUGACAAUGAAGUUAGCAACGAAGUGGUCCAGAGAAACAACGUAGGCCUAUACAAAAUAAUGGCCGUGCAAAGAAAGCCGCUUGACGCGCAAGCGGGUAUAGACAGACGUGGUCUCUCAUCCUGGAUGUACAAGACCAAAAACCAGUACGGCUGGUGGUUCGGAGACGGCGGUAAAUUUAUAGAUGGCGCUCAAGACGACGACGGUCCCAUAAUCGACAAUUCCGGAAACAUCCUAUCCCGAUGAAAACCAUGCUUACUUAUAAGAAUGUCCGUGAACUCCGUCAGUAUAUUUUGGUAUAAUAUAUGUGCAUUUGUAUGGUCAAGUCAAUCUUAAAUAUACACAAUUGGGUUAAAACUUGUGUUAUGAACAGUUUACAGCGCUUGCCUUUUUAUCUUUGUUAAAAGUGUCCGUUCGCAAAGAUCACAGAACUAACGCUUGGACAUGCAUUAUAUAAUUUCGUGGAUUAAAUGCUUUCAAUAGUAACUUCAUAUAUUUUGAAAAGGGGCACUAGUGGAAUAUUUAACUGACAUAUGGGUGUAUGACCGAGCAUAAUGUACAUCAUAGCAUUGAAUACACGUGGCUGUUUUUUGUUUUGUUACUUUGUUUGUUUAAUUUUGCAAAUAUGUUCAUGAGAUAAAAGUUGCUCUUA